This is a messenger RNA of Fusarium graminearum PH-1, 492 nucleotides long. RefSeq lists its product as uncharacterized. The record is from RefSeq and is a predicted model, not a curated record. Bases 1 to 492 code for a protein of 163 amino acids. Lineage: Eukaryota; Fungi; Ascomycota; Sordariomycetes; Hypocreales; Nectriaceae. The transcript has 2 exons.
AUGUUCAAGCAACGAUCACACGAUACUCAUCAGGGCACGCAUCGCCCGCAGAUUACGUCAAACCCGAACCAGUAUGAGAUCGCUCUACUCGGCGACAGCCUCUUUGAGCGCUUCAAGACCACCGGUUCCAACCUCUCCAUCAACCACAACCCAUCGAUCCUAAACCUGGGUGUCGGCGGCGACAAGGUUCUCAACGUCCAGUACCGGAUCGACCAAGGUCUUUUGCGAAUACUCAAGAAUAACCAGUCUGACCUCAAACUCAUGUACCGUGGUCUGACGGAUGAGAUUAUUGAUGAGGCGAACCAGAUGCUUCGUGACAUUGCUGACCAGAAUGGCACUGAUUUCUUACCUUUUGGGGACGAUCAGGAGGGUAUAAUGAGCGAGGAUAACGUUCAUUUGAAUGCGACCGGGUAUGUCAAGUGGAACAAGGUCUUGGAAAAGGACAUGUCAACUCGUCAAAAGGCAGAUUGGACAGAAUCGCGGCACGAUUGA